AUGCCUCGGAAUGGAUCUGAUAUACGAAGCCGAACCAAGCAACGAAAACGGAUAAUGCACUUUGGAACAUGGAACUUACAAGGUAUCUCCAGAAAAAUGGACGAAGUACUAUAUGGGAUAAAUAAAUUAGAAAUUGACCUAGCAGUAUUAACUGAAACCAAGAAAAAAAGUCAAGGAUCAGAGAACUUAGGAAUGUAUGAUUACUUUUAUAGCGGCGUUCCAAAAGAAAAGAGAGCGGGCCAGGGAGUGGCUAUUUUGAUACAUCGGAAAUAUAGAAAAUACAUUACAACCUGGGAAGGAAUCAGCGAAAGAAUUAUUAAGAUUAAUAUGAAUAUUCGAGGAUAUAGAUUAACAAUCAUUGGAGUAUACGCAGUAAAUGAUGAUUCACCAACAGCUUCAAAAGAUACAUUCUUCCAACAGUUGAAUGAUGAGAUUAUAAAAACCGGAAAAAACGAGAGAAAUAUUUUUGUUGGGGGACUUAAAUAG
Sitophilus oryzae (rice weevil) is the source of this 486-nucleotide messenger RNA. RefSeq lists its product as uncharacterized. Gene Ontology annotation, molecular function: catalytic activity. Bases 1 to 486 code for a protein of 161 amino acids. The transcript has a single exon. The record is from RefSeq and is a predicted model, not a curated record. NCBI's taxonomy places the organism in Eukaryota, Metazoa, Arthropoda, Insecta, Coleoptera, Curculionidae.